AUGCGCUUUUACUAUCGGCGCUGUAGACCGAUUGAACCCAACGAAAUCCAGAUCCUCAGUACAUACGACCAUAGCAAGGCUAAUUUUGUUAGCGCCAUUCCGAGGCUCGGAGAUGGUCGCAUCGAGGUCGACCUUGACUCCAAGGUCUGCAGAACUGUCGCAAAGUUGAUUCCCUUCCCGCACGACGAGAAGCAACCCCCAUCAGUCCCAGAUUAUAUACAGCCUGCAAUCUGUGACGUUCAAUUGAAUAUCGUUAUUCAGGUAGUCGGUAGUCGGGGUGAUGUACAGCCCUUCAUUGCAUUGGGGAAUGAGCUUCAAUUACAUGGACAUCGUGUAAGACUCGCGACCCAUGAUGUAUUCGAGUCGUUCGUUCUUGAAUCAGGUCUGGAAUUCUAUGCUAUUGGAGGUGAUCCCACAGACCUUAUGGCUUAUAUGGUCAAAAACCCGGGAUUAAUACCUCAGAUGAAAAGUCUGCGAAAUGGUGACAUUCAACGCAAGCGGUCUAUGGUGGCCGAGAUGCUACGGGGUUGUUGGAACUCUUGCAUCGGCCACGAUCCGGUGAGCAAAGUACCAUUCGUGGCAGACGCAAUAAUCGCCAACCCUCCAAGCUUUGCUCACAUUCACUGUGCGCAAGCAUUGUCCAUUCCCUUGCAUCUCAUGUUUACUAUGCCAUGGAGCAGCACGCGAGCCUUCCCACACCCGUUGGCAAAUCUCAAAUACUCAACGACCGAGCCAAAGAUUGCAAACUACAUAUCUUACGGAGUCGUUGAAUGGCUGACAUGGCAGGGAUGUCUGUGGCUUUUUCUUCCGCUCCCUUCCGGACUACACCCCGCCCCCGAACUUGAUUCGUUUCUUCGAAGCGGCAGCUCUCCGGUCUACAUUGGAUUUGGCAGCAUUGUGAUCGAAGAUGCAGUUGGUAUGACGAAUAUAAUUCUGCAGGCCGUCAAGUCACUCAGGAUUCGCGCGAUCAUAUCUCGUGGCUGGAGUAAUAUCGGAGAGGUCUCAUCUGAUGACAAAAUCUUCUAUAUUGGAGACUGCCCGCAUGAAUGGUUGUUUCAACAUGUCGCCGCUGUUGUCCACCACGGAGGUGCUGGCACCACCGCAUGUGGUCUACGUUUUGGGCGACCCACGGCUAUCAUUCCAUUCUUUGGAGAUCAACUUUUCUGGGGCAAUAUGGUUGCAUCCUGUGGGCUGGGACCGAGGCCAAUCCCGUAUCGGUCUUUGACUUCAACAAAGUUGGCGGAAGCCAUCCACUUCUGUCUCCAGACGGAAGCAAAGUCUGCAGCUCAACAUGUCGCAAGUCGAAUGGGCCAUGAAAAUGGUGUGGCCGCUGCUGUUGCCUCUUUCCACCGUAAUUUACCAGUGAACGACAUGCGAUGUCAUGUUUUUCCUUCAGAACCUGCCGUUUGGCAAUUCAAAAAAUCAUCAAAACCUCGAAUGCGUUUGUCAAAGCUCGCAGCGGAGGUUCUGGUUGGUCACAGUCGUUUACAUCUAGGUGAUCUCCAAACUUAUUACGCCCAGCCGAUUCAUAUUGAGAAUCGGCGAUGGGACCCAGUUACAGGCACCGCUUCUUCAUUGAUAGGGACCAGCACUGAUAUACUGAAAGCAACUGGCGAUAUUUUUUACCGGCCAUAUCAGGAAUUGAGUCGUGUUCCCAGGAGUUCAUCGGAAUCCGACCUGAACAAGUCAUCUGCCGUCCAAUCCCGUAGAAUUAAUUUCAUAGCAGAAGCAACAUCCCUGCCUGACUCAUCUGCAAAGCCAACUUCAAAACUGAAAGCUACAGGGGCAGCGAUGGGAGGCUCGGCCAAAAGUGUGGGGAAGGUUGUCGGUUACGGGUAUAAAGGCAUGCUUGUAGACAUGCCUUUAGCGGUUAGCGAAGGCCUUAGAGCUGUACCUCGGCUAUAUGGUGAUGAGGUCAAAGAUCACGGAAAGAUUCAAGAUUGGAAAUCUGGAGCAACCUUUGCUGGGAAGAACUUUGUUCAUGGCAUGGCAGACGGUCUCAGCGACAUAUUUACUCAGCCAUACAAAGGGGCCCAGGAAGAGGGAGCAAAGGGUGUGUUCAAGGGAAUCGCAAAGGGAACUCUCGGCAUGACUAGCAAGGUCUCCUCAGCCGCAUUGGGAUUGGUCGCUUAUCCUGCUCACGGGAUGAUGAAGAGCUUGUACACUGCAACGCACUCAAAGAGGAGCAAGCUUAUUGCUCAGGCGAGAAUUGAGGAGGGAAAGUAUCUAUCAGAACACUCACACAAGGGCCUCGGAAAGAAUCGCCAGACAAUCCUUCGCAACUUUGAGGCUGCCUGUCGCAGGACAGCUGACUCUGGCAGCUCAUAA
This is a messenger RNA of Penicillium daleae, 2328 nucleotides long. Its product is annotated as glycosyltransferase. The record is from RefSeq and is a predicted model, not a curated record. Gene Ontology annotation, molecular function: UDP-glycosyltransferase activity; hexosyltransferase activity. The coding region runs from base 1 to 2328 and encodes 775 amino acids. Gene Ontology annotation, biological process: carbohydrate metabolic process. The transcript is spliced from 6 exons. NCBI's taxonomy places the organism in Eukaryota, Fungi, Ascomycota, Eurotiomycetes, Eurotiales, Aspergillaceae.